AUGGCUAAUAGAAACGAUUAUCAGGCUUCUACCAACUACAAAGAAGCGUUCUCGCUAUUCGACCGCCGCGGUACUGGCCGUGUGUCCGGUGAUCUUUUGGGCGACUUGCUCCGCGCCUGUGGCCAGAAUCCCACUCUCGCCGAGAUCAGCGAUUUGGAGAAGUCUAUCGGUGGUGACUUCGAUUUUGAUGCCUUCCUCAAGGUGCUCAACCGCCCUGGUGGUUUCCGUGAGCCCGGCGAGCCCGAUGAAUAUUGCCGCGGAUUCCAAGUGUUUGACAAGGAUAUGACCGGGUUUAUUGGUGUCGGCCAACUGCGCUACAUCCUCACAAAUCUCGGCGAGAAGAUGUCUGACGAUGAAGUUGAUGAACUCCUCAAGGCUGUCGAUACAAGCUCUGGAGACAUCAACUACACAGAUCUUGUGCGCACCAUCCUAGCCAACUAG
This is a messenger RNA of Penicillium taxi, 441 nucleotides long. RefSeq lists its product as uncharacterized. Gene Ontology annotation, biological process: mitotic actomyosin contractile ring assembly. Gene Ontology annotation, molecular function: calcium ion binding. The record is from RefSeq and is a predicted model, not a curated record. NCBI's taxonomy places the organism in Eukaryota, Fungi, Ascomycota, Eurotiomycetes, Eurotiales, Aspergillaceae. Gene Ontology annotation, cellular component: myosin II complex. The transcript is spliced from 3 exons. Bases 1 to 441 code for a protein of 146 amino acids.